GCCACUUCCACUGAGCCGAGCACAUGACCACGCUUACACUGCUGCUACUCACGGCUCUCACAUUGCGAUUCCUAUCUCUGUUUCUCUCCUCCAGCUGCACGACACACACCUCUGCUGUCUGUCUGUAGGCUGUAGCAGAGGAGCUCACUCACUCGCAUCGACGAGCGGUCACCGCCGCCGCCGCUGCCAGUCUCCGUGAUCUCUUAAUGUCCAGCCGGUCGUGCGCCGAGGCUUCUUCGAUCUCCGUGGUUCCUCCGACAUGGUUAUAAUGAAAGCAACCAUAUUCAAGGACAGAUUCAAAAUUGAAUCAUAAUCAUAUAAUAUAGCCGGGCAAGGCAGACUGAAAAUGACGGACAUGAGGCGCCACUCUGUGGAUGUUCCACUGUCGAGAACCUUAGUGCAGCUCAAGCGUGUAAGGUCUCUGCGGGAUCCUGCAACAAACUCUCUAAGCAGGUAUGCAUCUGCUUCUGACAAUAUGAUAUGGGAGACUGCUUCUAGCAAUGGAGUUCCAAUAGAGCUAAGCAGGUCGACACAUCAUCAGUUAAUCGAAGAGGAUGGAGAUUUCGAAGCUGAAGCUGCUAUGGGGUCUGAACGGAGCUUACGGGCACCAAAUGCAAGAACAACAUCUUAUAGGAAAUCUUCCGUUGUCAAGAUCAGAGGAUUAAAUCCGCCGAGAAACAAGCAAGUUCAUCGUGUCCGCGGAGAUGGUCAUCGAAAAUCAGUCGAUUCGAACCACUCUAAUAAUAGCUCUCUGCGGCAAUUGGCAAACAAUGUGGUAAACAACAUGGAGGAGAAGAAAGAAGAAGAAGAAGAGGUGAAUUCUUAUGAGCGAGCAGAUGUUUUGUUGCCAGAGAAAACUGAUGAAGAAGUGAAAAUGCCAGGUCAAUCUAAAUUCAGGGACAAGUCUUCUGCCGCAAUGAGCCGUGUUGGCAGCCCCUGCAUGUCUGCCAGUGAAGCGCGCUCGGUUGGGUCGAGAAGAAGCACCUUAGGGCAUGGAACUGAGGACACACGAGUGAGAUCGAAUGAUGUUGUUGGAUCAAAUUUCAGUGGAUGCGGGAUAAGCUACUGCUGGUCAGGCGCAUCAAAGUACCGUGAUCUUUAUUCCGAUAGUGAUGGUCCAGAGCAACCACUGUUAUCCACUGAGGGGACUGAGGUAGCGUUCCAGGACAACGCACCAUACACUGAGACACCGAGGUGUUUAAGCCAGAAAUUUCGACCUCGAUCCUUUAGUGAACUGAUUGGCCUCAAUGUUGUUGCUCAGUCCUUGUUAUAUUCCUCUUGCAAAGGAAAGGUUGCUCCAAUGUACUUGUUCCAUGGCCCCCGUGGUACAGGUAAGACGUCUACGGCGCGGAUUUUCGCUGCUGCUCUAAACUGCCUCUCUCUCGAAGAGCAAAGACCAUGUGGGUUCUGUAAAGAGUGUGUUAUUCUCUUCUCUGGGAGGAGCAGAGACGUGAAAGAACUUGAUGCGGCAAAACUGGACCGUUUGGGUCGAGUAAAGGCACUUCUCAAGAGUGCAUCUCUUGUCCCAUACUCGUCACGCUUCAAGGUUUUCAUAGUUGAUGAAUGUCAUCUGUUGCAAGAAGAUGCAUGGUCCGCAAUAAUGAAGAGUCUUGAUGAGCCAUACCGACAUACUGUGUAUAUUAUGAUUACUUCUGAUCUAGAUAGCCUGCCUCGUGCUUCCAUCACACAUUGCCAGAAGUUCCAUUUUCCAAAGAUAAAGGUCGCAGAUAUUGUCUACAGGUUGGAGAGAAUCUGCAUAGAGGAAGGAUUAGAAUUUGACCAUGAUGGGUUGUACUUCAUUGCUGCAAAGUCUAAUGGUUCUCUUAGAGACUCGGAAAUAAUGCUUGAUCAACUUAGUUUGCUUGGGAAGAGAGUCACGGUUUCUCUUGUGCAUGAACUUGUAGGAUUAGUGUCAGAUGAUGAAUUGAUUGAGUUGCUUGAUCUAGCAUUGUCAUCAGACACAACCAAUACGGUCAGACGAGCUCGGGAACUUAUGGCGUCAUCAAUUGAUCCUCUCCAGCUGGUCUCUCAGUUGGCGAACCUUAUUAUGGACAUUCUCUCAGGACGAUGUCAAUCUGCGGUGACUGAAGUCAGCAAAAGUUUCUUGGAGAGAUAUGCGUUAGCAGAGGUUGGAAUACAGAAACUGAGACAUGCACUGAAAAUACUGUCAGAAACUGAAAAACAAUUGAGGACAUCAAGAAAUAAGGCUACUUGGGUUACAGUUGCGCUUUUGCAGUUUGGGACCAAUGAAUGUAAUAUAGUAGCAGACACAAAUGAUAUGAAUGCACAUUCAGCAACUGGAUAUACAGAUGACUGGGUUUCCAAGGUAAAUUCAAGCUCCAAUUUCUGUGAUGCGUGUAACAGCAACAAGUCCAACUGUUCCGAGAGAUACUGCAGGCGGCUUAAGCUUGAAAACAUCUGGAGGAGAGCCAUUGGGAAGUGUCAAUCAAGGUCAGCCAAAAGUUUUCUGAAGAAAGAAGGAAUCCUAUCAUCAGUCCAUGUUACCGAAGAGCUGGCUAUAGCAGAAGUUGGAUUUAGUCAUCCGGAUCACCUAUCAAGGGCAGAGAAAAUGCAAAGCCUGAUAGAAAGCAUGUUGCAGCAUGUUCUUGGGUUCAAUGUGGAAAUCAAAUUCAAAAUAGUACCACGUGCAGCGAGGAAAGAUGGAAGGUUGAAGAGACAUUCAUUCAGCCUGCUCAGCUGCUCAGGACGAAAGCAAGAGCUGUCAGAUUCAACUGUGACUGAUGAAGAUGAAACUGUGAGGCAUGGAGCAAGAGAAACGCCGCUCAAAGGCUACUCGUCUAGUCAGCAGCAAUCGCCAUUCAUUGUGCAACGUGUGGAUUCUAAACCAAGAGUUCAUGGCUGUGAGGAUGAUGCACGGAGCACCUUGACAUCGAACAGAUCGAUGACAGAUGACCAGACAAGGACAUGUAGGUCAGAGACUAACUACUCAAAGGGUGCCAGUGAGCAGGGUCGUUUUGAUAGCAUCCAGGAGCCUGACCUUCAACCGAAUUGCUUCUCACGAACAUUGAAGCUUCAAAAGAGGUUUUUCUCAUCAGAUGCAGCACACACAAUCUGCUUCAGGAUCCAGCCGCACAACAAAAUGGGUUUCCUACCAAAGAAAGAAUUUGAUACAUAUUUCUGCGCAUACGAGCCUUAUGAGCAGUGUCCAAGAUCAAAUUCACGAGCUACUUACGGUUCAAGAGAUGAGGACUUGUCGAUAAAGAGUUCCCGGUUUGGUUCGAAUCUGCUCUGUUGGAGGGGCCCCAAACAGUCAAUAUAACAGAAAUGGAUGAUCACGAUCACAUAAAUUCUGCAAAGUCAGUUUUCUUGCCUGGAAGCGACACCUUUGGCAGCAAUUUUUAGGGUCUCUGCGGAUGCGAUUCAUUCUAAACGAUUGAGGCGUUUGAGCUGAGUUCUUAGUUCUUUGUAAAACAACUGAGGAAACCUGCUGUCUGUAGACAGGAUUUAGUAUUUUUUAGAAGGAUGUAGUCAGUUUUUAGCUCCGCAGACCUGUUUGGCUGUUUCCACUUCUUUCAUGACACAUGGUUAAAUAACGGCAGUGGUCAUUUGUACAGCAUGCCAGUGUUCAAUCCAAGUGAAAUAUUUCUGAAUUUGAACAACUUUUCC
Molecule: messenger RNA, 3627 nt
Organism: Brachypodium distachyon (stiff brome)
Lineage: Eukaryota; Viridiplantae; Streptophyta; Magnoliopsida; Poales; Poaceae
Product: protein STICHEL-like 2
Exons: 8
Coding region: 347-3280 (977 amino acids)
Biological process (GO): DNA repair; DNA-templated DNA replication
Cellular component (GO): DNA polymerase III complex; DNA replication factor C complex; nucleus
Molecular function (GO): DNA clamp loader activity; DNA binding; DNA-directed DNA polymerase activity
Source: RefSeq, a predicted model, not a curated record